AUGUCGGAAUUGGCGCUAUUAGAAAAAGUGGAAUUAAGAAUUGCACUUGCAAACGACGACUCCCAGCUUGAAAAUGCAUUAAGAUUGUACUUAGCUCCGGUAAUACUUAAGUUGAGCAGUGCCAAUGCUGACGUUAGAAAGGCAGUUUUGAAAAUUAUUCAACAUAUUAUUCCCAGAAUUACAGCAGCUAGAGCCAUAAAACUCCCAGUAAAUGCUCUUUUGGACCAGGCAAAGACACCCAAAGUUACGGAAGGUGCAGAUCCUCUGUCUGUGAGACUUUAUUCCUUAUUGUUCGUCGUUAGAGGAAUCGAAAGACUCAACGAUUCAGAGAAAACCGACCUCAUUCCCAAGGUGAUAGAAGGUAUCAGUCAUCAUUCAGAUCCAGUAAAGGCAAGGCUUUUCAGUAUUCUCUGCAAACUCCUCAUUGUACCUCAGAUCCCUCAAGACUUGAGUAUAAAAGAGCCAGAUGCUCAAUUUUUGGCAGAGACCAUAUUAAAGUUUUUCAUGCUUUUACCGAGUACGAGUGGAGCCAUUUCAGCUUCGCCUGGUCUUACCGUCAAGGACAUCUCUUUCUUUAACCAAGAUGCCGGCAUCCAGCUCAAUUCGGCUCAGGAAAUUCACCAGAUUAAAUUACGUCUUCUUGAAUUUUUAAAGCACGGAUUCGAUGACGAAAUGUUGUACAUUCCCUACUUGGUUGCCUCUGCAGAUCCAUCUUCAGCUGUAAACGAACCAGCAGAGACUCUAUUCAGGCGGCUCAAGUUGAACAUCGAUGAGAACAUCAUCAAUCGAAUACUAACGAUGUUUGUUGGAUCAGAAGCUCCCCCAGUGAAUUCGGUACUUCAAGAACGAAUUCUUUCUGUACUUUUGAAAAGUGUCAAAUCCAUCGACUUUCCUUUCAUCACGAAAAUAGCCGACUUAGGACUUACCUCGAGCAAUUCGAAGCUCAAAGUUACUACCGUAAAGUUCAUUCAGUGGGUAUCAAAAUCGUCGAAAGAUGGCUCACAAAAAUUGGGGGUUGAUGUACUAGAACAAAUCAAGAGCGAUAUAAUGGGUUUUGGCUGGCCGAAAAUGGAAGUUUCAGGCGUGAAGAAUUAUUCAUCAUCCUUAGCGCAGCGCUCUUUGGAGUAUGAGACUUUUGGAAACAUUAUUUAUUCUGAUUCGAAACUAUUUGGAGAUGAAUUGGAAAACGUUGAAUUUCUUCUCGACUCAUUACAGGGAGAGGAUGCCGACGUUCGGCCAACGAUUCAAGACAGCUUAUCGAGUUUAACAGGCGAACUAACAAAAAUCAAUCAGCAGGCUAGGGACAAACUAAAAAUGAUGGCUAGAAAAUACUUCGCCGAUUCUCCAGAAAUUGCACAUUCGUGUCGUUAUAUUCUUAUCAAGUUCUUAAUUGCCGUUUUCCCUUUCGAUGAUCCUGAAGCAAGGCUCUACUGCAUUAUGGGUACGUCUUCAGAGAAUAGGCUGGACACUAUUGAAGAGGCUCUCAAGGGUUUACAUCCUUACUGGUUCAAUUUGGCUCACUCGGCAACUUCGCCACACUUCGUAUCAUCUCAUGAAUUGUUGGGAAAGAGGACUCUAUCCACAUUUCCAUCAUUUGACUCAAUCGUCAAAAUUAUAGAGAAAGAGGGAAACACACCUGCCUUACAGAAUGCAAUGGACAAAGCAAUUCAGUUUGCAGUCAGGACCUUAAUAAUGAAGUCUGUCAAAGACAAAAGCACGGUGGUAGUGGUGGACGAAGAAUGGUCUUCUAGAGUAGACAAAGCAAUCGAGACAGACGAACAAGUCAGAGAGUUGGUUCGUUCACAAAUGUUGAUCUUGUCGGAAGAUUCGAACACUCUUUCUUUACUUAUGAAUAUUAUCUCGCAAGUUUUCAUUGGACAGUUCAGUGAAACGUAUCCUAGAAGCGAAAUUUACGGGUUUAGCUUCCUCCACCUCCUUUCUUUAUCACCUUCAAAGAUCGUGGAAGGUCUCGUGGAAUCGUUGCCCAAAUAUUUUGACACGCUCCAUCUGAAGACGCUAACUGAGACGCUGACAGUACAACUUUGUCAGGUUCUAGGAAUUGUGGGAACUCAUAGCGCUGUUUCCGACUCAUGGGUGGCUGAAACAUUGAAUAAGUUCCACAACACUUCGGGAGUGAGCACAAAAAUUAGUCUACUUGCAAUAUCGUUUAUUAUCUCAAGGCUUGUGUUACGUGAUAGAGUCGAAAUAAUCAAGACAGGGAUCGUGAAUUCCUACAUGGACCAAUUGGUCGGUUUGCUUGAUAGUGAAAAUACUUACUACACCUCAAUUCAGUGCAUCAGCCAGUUAGCAAUUUUUGGAGCGUUUGAUCCAACCUUGGAACUUGUGCUGGAUUUGACGACGAAAGCAAAAAAGAUUUUGGAAAUACUUCGCUUGAAAGUGAAAAAAGGUGACGAAAGAUCUAUAUCUGCACUUGCCAAACUUGGGAUUGCAGUUCCGCAAUUGCACGAGAGCACCGAAACCAGUCUCACUGAUAUCGAAAGCAUUGUUUUUGACACACAUGCUUCAAAGCUGAUUGAUGUCUUGUUCACAUCAGGCGAGGCUUUUCUGAUACUUGGAGCCGGCUGGAACUCCAUAAUCUUACAACAACAAUUUGAUAUUCAGGGAGAGGAAUUGAAAUUUAUUGAGACAACAGACUCAAGGCUUCCCACGAUCAUAGACUUCAUUCUAGAAUCGUCCAAGUCUACUAAGCCAUCGCUUCGUAAAGCGUGCUGUAUUUGGCUUUUAUCGCUUGUUCAGUAUUGCAAGAAGUUAGAAGCUGUUAGAGCUCGUGCUGCUGAGAUCCAUGUCACUUUCAUGAAGUUCUUAGUCGACCGUGACGAUCUUGUACAGGAGCUGGCAUCGAGAGGAUUAAGCAUGGUAUAUGAACUAGGUGACCAUGAACUUAAAGAUACCUUGGUCCGUGGUCUUUUACGGUCUUUCACAGAUUCAAACACUACUGGAAGUUUGACGGCUGGAACAGUAGACUUGGAAACAGAAUUAUUUGCUCCUGAUGUUCUCAAGACAGACGAUGGCUCAGUGUCUACCUACAAAGAUGUGCUCAGUCUUGCAUCUGACGUUGGAGACCCUAGUCUUGUUUACAAGUUUAUGUCGUUAGCAAAGUCGUCUGCACUUUGGUCCUCAAGAAAGGGCAUGGCGUUUGGCUUGGGAUCAGUAUUGUCAAAGACCAGUUUGAACGAACUUCUUUCUGACAACAGAGAAAUGGCAAAAAAGCUCAUUCCACGACUCUACCGAUACAGAUAUGAUCCCAGUACUUCCGUCUCACAAUCGAUGAACGAUAUUUGGAAUUCACUUAUAGAAGACCCCAGCAAGACGAUUAAGGACAACUUUGACCUUAUUUUAAAUGAGCUUUUAAAGGAAAUUGGAAACAAAGAAUGGCGAGUGAGACAAGGAAGUGUUUACUGCUCUAACCGAUCUAUUACAGACUACGUCACUAGAUGA
This is a messenger RNA of Meyerozyma guilliermondii ATCC 6260, 3459 nucleotides long. Its product is annotated as ECM29 family proteasome component. Lineage: Eukaryota; Fungi; Ascomycota; Pichiomycetes; Serinales; Debaryomycetaceae. The record is from RefSeq and is a predicted model, not a curated record. Bases 1 to 3459 code for a protein of 1152 amino acids. Gene Ontology annotation, molecular function: molecular adaptor activity. Gene Ontology annotation, biological process: proteasome assembly. The transcript has a single exon. Gene Ontology annotation, cellular component: nucleus; cytoplasm.